Tinamus guttatus (white-throated tinamou) is the source of this 1128-nucleotide messenger RNA. RefSeq names its product X-ray repair cross complementing 3 (gene XRCC3). Gene Ontology annotation, biological process: double-strand break repair via synthesis-dependent strand annealing; resolution of mitotic recombination intermediates; t-circle formation. Gene Ontology annotation, molecular function: four-way junction DNA binding; ATP-dependent DNA damage sensor activity; ATP binding. NCBI's taxonomy places the organism in Eukaryota, Metazoa, Chordata, Aves, Tinamiformes, Tinamidae. The record is from RefSeq and is a predicted model, not a curated record. Gene Ontology annotation, cellular component: replication fork; Rad51C-XRCC3 complex.
GCUUCUCCUGUGUUAAAAAGUUACUGUAUCAGGAAAUGGAUUGGGACCAGUUUGACUUGAACCCUAAAGUAAUUGCUGCCCUUAAGAAAGCUGGCAUAAAAUCAGUGAAAGAGACUUUAAAUCUUUCUGAAGCAGACUUGCAAAGAUUGACGAAACUCUCCAGUGCAGAUAUACAGUAUUUACUGAAAACAGUCUCUCGCAUGGUGAGGAAAAAUAGUAUGAUUACAGCACUUCAGCUCUACCGAGACCAACACCACCUCACCUCCCAGCAGCAGAAGCUCAGCCUGGGCUGCUCGGUCCUGGAUGAGCUGUUAAAAGGUGGCAUCCCCUUGGUGGGAAUCACAGAACUGGCUGGAGAAAGUUCUGCUGGGAAGACUCAGAUCAGUUUGCAGCUGUGCCUGUGUGUGCAGUAUCCUUACAAAUAUGGUGGAUUAGAGUCUGGAGCAGUCUACAUUUGUACGGAAGACGCGUUCCCAAGCAAGCGACUACAGCAGCUCAUAGAUCAGCAGCAGAAGCUGCGGGCGGACGUUCCAGCUGAAAUCAUACAGAAAAUCAAAUUUGGAAACAGUAUUUUCAUUGAGCAUGCAGCAGACCUAGACACCUUCCACAACUGCAUCACCAAGAGGGUGUCUCUGCUGCUCACGCGAGGGAUGGUGCGGCUCGUGGUCAUCGACUCCAUCGCGGCUCUGUUCCGCUGCGAAUUCGGGGUCUCGGAUUCCGUGCUCAAGGCUCGGUACCUGCAGACGUUUGGAGCACAGCUGCACACUCUAAGCACUAAGUUCCGGGCUCCAAUAAUGUGCAUUAACCAGGUGACGGAUGCAGUGAGUGAACCAGAAGCUGCUCAGUGCAGCUGUAGUACAGCAGAUAACAGAGUUUAUCCAGCGCUUGGAAUAACCUGGGCAAAUCAACUGCUGAUGAGACUGAUGGUGAGCCGAGUGUCGCAGCCGGAGCAGUCGUCCGGAGCCGCGUUACAGCACGCUGGAGGUCUGAGGACUUUAAGAGUCGUCUUUGCUCCUCAUCUCCCUUCAUCCUUUUGCUACUAUACAGUAAAAUUGGAAGGUGUGAAAGGAAUAAAUCCAUUCCAUAGUAUGGCAUCCUGCUUCAAAAGUUGACAGAACUUCCUUUGCU